CACACUUCACGAAGCUCUCGCUUACAUACAGCACCCGUCGCACGAGCACGAGCCUCCGCCACAGACAGAAACACCAACGCCGCGGGAGACGGAUUCACGCAAACACACCACGACAAGCGAAAGGAGGGCGCAGGCAUGGCGAAGAGCGGCACGGAGGAGUGGCGUCGCAACGCCGACACGCACAAGAUGAGCCCGGAGGAGGUCCGGGCCGCCGGGGUGGAGGCGUCCAUGCGCCCGCCGGGCCGUGGCGGCGGUGCCGGGGAGGUCCUUCACCAGCGAGGUGGCCGCCUGCCGUUCGGGCCCGGGACGAUGGCGCUGAUGGGGUUCGGCAUCGUCGGCGUCAUCGGCUACCUGGUGCUGUACCAGAAGGCGAGGCCCGGCACGCCGGCCACGGAGGUCGCCAAGGUGGCCGUCGGACACGGCGACCCUGCCGUCGGCCGUGAGGUCCAGAAGCGCCAAGACGAAGCGCCGCCAGCGCCACCGUCACGAGAAGGGAAGUAGACUUGUUUAGUAGCAGAAGAACUAGAGGAUUUGCGGCGUUUGUGCUUCGAGUUCUACUCCAUUUGAUCUGCUAGCCGCGCUUCUCAGCUAUGGUAUCUUUUGUCGUGGACCACGUAUGACUUCCUAUCAGAAAUGACACAGCAGAAAUAAAUAAUCGUACUGAUUACUCCAAAAAAAUAAAAUGUACUACUGAUGUAUCAGUUGCUUUUAAUUUUCUUAC
Hordeum vulgare subsp. vulgare (domesticated barley) is the source of this 721-nucleotide messenger RNA. RefSeq lists its product as uncharacterized. NCBI's taxonomy places the organism in Eukaryota, Viridiplantae, Streptophyta, Magnoliopsida, Poales, Poaceae. The coding region runs from base 136 to 501 and encodes 121 amino acids. The transcript has a single exon. The record is from RefSeq and is a predicted model, not a curated record.